This is a messenger RNA of Mesoplodon densirostris (Blainville's beaked whale), 2138 nucleotides long. It is a transcript of the gene ZNF706, whose product is annotated as zinc finger protein 706. The record is from RefSeq and is a predicted model, not a curated record. Bases 284 to 514 code for a protein of 76 amino acids. Lineage: Eukaryota; Metazoa; Chordata; Mammalia; Artiodactyla; Ziphiidae. The transcript has 4 exons.
GCGCAGAGCAGGCUGCGCUGGGGCGACUGGGAGAGCUGUGCGGCGUGCGCGAGCACGAGGUGUAGUGGCCUCCCCCUAGGCUGAGGCGGCGGCGGGCGCGCGCGGCGGCGGGUGCGAGGCGCGGGCUGUUGUGCUCCCGGCUCUCCCCUUUCCCCUUCUUGGCGGUGGAGGAGGCCGAAGCGGUACUGGGCGCGCUGCGCUCCCCUUCCUCUCCCUCCGGCCACCUCCCCCGGCCCUCCCGCGCUGCGCGGUUUCUCCGACGCAAGACUGUCCCGGCCCGGAUAUGGCUCGUGGACAGCAGAAGAUUCAGUCUCAGCAGAAAAAUGCCAAAAAGCAAGCUGGACAAAAGAAGAAACAAGGACAUGACCAAAAGGCUGCUGCCAAAGCUGCCUUAAUAUAUACCUGCACUGUCUGUAGGACACAAAUGCCAGACCCUAAGACCUUCAAGCAGCACUUUGAGAGCAAGCAUCCUAAGACUCCACUUCCUCCAGAAUUAGCUGAUGUUCAGGCAUAAAGUUGUUUACAGGUGAAUUCGUGACACCUUUGACUCUUCUGUCUCAGACCUUAGGUAACAAACCUGCAGCUGCUUUUCUAACAAACUGUUGAUCAGCAAAAAUAAAGGGGCUACAGAAACAUUCAUUUUUAUGCUGUUCCCUUUUGGGCUUCAUGCAAAGACAAUUCUGUGUAAAUGUACAGUUGACUCUGAUUUGGAAAUCUGAAAAUCAGUCCAUCCUUGUUAUAAAAAAUUUUUUUACAAUUGUAAUUAUAUUGAUGUUCAUAUUGUAUAAAAUAACUCAUUUAAUAAAGUAGUACUUUGAUUUUACAGCAUCACAGGAUAAAUGGUUCUAGAAAUUCUGUUCUAACUUUCUACAUUAUUUGCCUUAUAAAAAUCUAAUGAGUUCAUCAGCUAGAAUUGCAAGUGCAAUUCUUAUCUCCCUUUCUAAGUUCAGGGGCAUGUUCAUAGUUUAACUAGAGCAGACUCAUUCAUUAAAUUUGUGCACACGAUUUUAUUGGCAGCUGCUGACCUAGGUGAAGAAUGACUUACCUGCUGCCUUAGUAUAUUGCAGUCAUGUGUCAUUUUCCCCUCUGAUUGUUUCUUGUGAUUGAGGUUGGAAUAUUUAAACUUGCUGUGUGACCUGGCUAUACCUGCCAGCCAGGUCUAGCUUGUAGAUAACUGAUAAAUUCCUUAAAGUGGUUGGAUUGUCAGUCAGCCCGUCUGAAAAAUUAGGUUCUGAAGUAUAUGCCACAAUGAAGUAAUCAGCCUACUGUUCAAUACAAAAUAUGAUGGAACAUAUGUGAACUGGUAAAGAUCUAUCUUUUAUAAAUUAUACUUGAUUCUUUGAAAAUUGUUCAAGUUCUUUCAUUUGAAAUUGAAACUCAUAAUUUUCAAAGGAGUUUUUGGAAGUUAAUAACAAUUUGGCCAAAUUAUGAAUGGAUUUUGCAUUAACAGAAAGAUUGGAAUGGCUUGUGACUGGGUUAAUUCCCAGAACCUUCUCCUUCCUUUCCUUUUUAAGUGAGUAGUUGAUUUUUACUUUGUUCUGGUUCCUAAAAUCAAAGGCUGUGUACGGUAUGACUUCCGUCUGAACUAGAAAAAUAUUAAAAUAGGCCAAUAUCCACAUUUUUUUGGCUCUAAGGAUGGGGAAGUGGGUUGGUUCCGAUGAAUGAGGUAAAUCCUACCCAGUUAAAACAGACUAAUUUGGGUUUCUUCUAAUUUGCUUUUGCCAACUCUUAAUACCAGUGAAACCGCUGUAACUCAGUUUAAAUUUUAAAGUUGAUAGAAUGGAAGAACACUCAAAUAUUUACUGGUAAUUGCUUAGAGCCGCACAUCUGAUCCUGUGGACUACAGAAUGCCUUCCCUCUGUCUGCUGUAACUCAGCACUGCAUUUGUUUUGUAGCUGUACAUAUUCUGCCCACAUUGUUUGUCUUCACUGUAAGUUUAAAGUAAGAUAUUUCCAAGGAAAAGCUUCAGUGGUGAUAGUUUCUUAGUGACUCCUAUUAUACUCUUACUUUAAAAUAGUCAUUUUUUUAUGUAUUUGAUUUCCUCAGUUUCAGAUUUAUUAUUUGUUAAUUCCCAAUAUGUUGGUCACCAGAACAUUAGAGUUGGCCUAAUUGCUUAUAGUGGUUAUUAACAGAAGUUC